Wasmannia auropunctata (little fire ant) is the source of this 5451-nucleotide messenger RNA. RefSeq names its product potassium voltage-gated channel subfamily KQT member 1 (gene KCNQ). Lineage: Eukaryota; Metazoa; Arthropoda; Insecta; Hymenoptera; Formicidae. The transcript is spliced from 13 exons. Gene Ontology annotation, biological process: potassium ion transport; transmembrane transport. The coding region runs from base 2259 to 4742 and encodes 827 amino acids. The record is from RefSeq and is a predicted model, not a curated record. Gene Ontology annotation, molecular function: voltage-gated potassium channel activity. Gene Ontology annotation, cellular component: membrane.
UCGCGAAAGGCCAAAAGAUGCUCCCGUCUCGCCGUCCGCUCGGCGCGCGAUCAUAGCUCUGGCCUACGAUUCGACAGGUUCAUUGUCGCGGCCGGACGCAUCUGCAGCUGGAGUCCUGAUUCAGGACGCGUCAGGACUUGACAAUCGAGAUUAUACAAGUGUAUAAAACGCAUAACGGCAUUGUGCGUAAAUGACAUGUAUGGUAUGGGCAUAUUAAAGUUUGCGUCAGAGUUGUCGAAUCUCACGUAAUCUAAUGUAGUUGCAUGAAAUGUGUCGAGAAACGUUGUUAAAAUAAAUAUUGUUGAUUCUGUUUUUGUGGCUGCGUAGGCAACUAAGGAUUUCCUCACCGCAGCUUUGACGGCGUUAAGAAGGAUUAAAGCUUGUCUAACACGGCGCGCAAAUUCCCCUGUGCACACACAUCAGUGAUCUUCUGUGAUUUCGUGUUAAAUCCCAAGAGCAAUAAACGAAGCAAUCAUAAAGUGCAUUAAGGGAAGUAGCAUUAUUUUGCGGUAGCUGCGACUAAUCGUUUCGUUUUCGCGGGAAGAAUUGAUGAAGCGUAUUCAUGUAAAGAAAUAAUUUUGGAAUUGAGAAACCAUUACCCGUCGAAGGCUUCUAUUUCCUGUUACGAAGAAGAUAAUCAAGAUUCGGCAUGAAUAAGUAAUAAGAAAGACCGUGAAAGAGCGAGGAUAUACAUACUACACAUUUUUUGAGUGAUAAUCAUUGGUAAGGAAUUGCGAGCAGUGUGCUUAAUCCAAGCACUCUCAUAAAUUUUGUUGUAUUUCAUGAACGCAAGUAACAUUUUGAUGGAGACAUUAGAUCUUGUCGUGGUUAUACGCUACCGUCUGGAACGUUUUAAAGAAGCAUGAAACAAAAUCUUUUUGCCACGAAGUGAAAUAACCAGCAGCGUUGCCCAUUGAAAAGGAGCGGCAAGUGGAUGAAAGGAAAAGAUCUCGGCGAACGAAUGAUAACGAGCGACGAAUAACGAAGAAAGGAGAUCAUCGUAGAUGCUGAGAAGAACGAUGUUACGACAAAUAUAUUUUGCGACGUAGCUUGAGCAACGAUUAUCCGCGUACAGAGCGGAGAAAGAGAGACAUUUCUCGAAUGGAGAAAAGAGACUCGAGGGAAUCGCGAGAAGACGGAAUUUCAUUACCGUAUUAGUCCGAAUAAAUACUCGAAGGAAUUUCGUAGAUAAGAUCGAUUGCGAGGUCCCAGCAGCCUGCUCGCGUUCGACAUCCAUCUUCCGAGGACCAGAACGAGGAUAUUUCCAAGUUUCUCUCACCCUCUUGUCCGCCUCUCUUCUCAACUUUCUAUCCUCCUAUCCUUUAUCUCUCACUCUUUCUUUCUCUUUCUCCGCUACUGUUUCUUCUUUCCUCUUGUCUACGGCGCACAUCCAAAUUCUCCCCUCCGAGUUGCCUGAGAAGUUUCAUCGGCUCGCGUCACAUUACGAACAUUAUGCAUGACCUGGCCGUAUCUCGAGUCGUACCCGCAUCUGAUAUCCGCACGAUCGUUCCACGUUUCUCGGAAGCUUUGGUAAACAUGGAUGAUUCUGUUACGAGGAUCGAUUCAUCUUGUGAAGCCAUUGAGCAGAAUCAAUGAGGGAAGCGUGGUGAUUCAUGAGACUUACGGAAGGCGUCGAUUAGAAAGACGUGGAAUUGUACGACAGGUGGCAAUAAUGAGAGCACAAACGUGGGAAAGGCAAAGACAAUUCAAUGUCCGCUGAUCGGAAGUUCAUCCGUAUCGUUCUUCGAAAUAUCGAGAACUUUAAAGAACACUUCCGACAAUGACAAUUAACAAUGACAAAUACAGAAUCAUAUGUCGCGCUACGUCUUAAAUGCAAUCAACAAUUCCGGCGACGACGACCAGGUCGGAUAAUUCUAUUGAUAGUAUCCGUGCCGUGAGGGAAUAAUCUCUCUUGCGAAAGGGAAGGUAAUAGGAUCACGACGGAUUGAAUUUCUCUUCUUCUGUCGUACCGACGGCGACGAAAAUUCUAACGCGAGAUAUAAGACAGGCAAAAUAAAUUCUCUACCAUUGUCCCAAGCUCACACCAAGGAACGACGUACUGCGAAGAUCGAGGAAGAUUAAACUUCUAACUGAUAUAGUGCUACGCGAUAUUUCAUAUUCCGAGAACGAUCGUUGUCGUGUGAACACGGAUUUCGGUGACUCGUGAUUUCGGAGACCAUGGACAAGCUGCGUGAUCGGACAAUCAUCCGGCAGACAAGGAGCCGCUCAUCGAUUGUAACCGGAAAGUUGAAGCCGGGAUGCUGCACGCGGUUAUGCUAGGUAGCGGUCCAGGACGGGGGAGACGUGAGUGGUAUCCAGGAUUUUAUCUCCAACGUCGUCGUCUUGGCUGUAGGAUGAAUCGCGGCGAGCAGGAGACUCUCUUCCGGCAAAGCCGGCAGAUCACGCGGAUCGUACCUUCCCGCGAGGACCUCGUUUUGAGUGUUCUCAAGUCGCCAAUAAAUCAGCAGCAGCAGCAGCAGCAGCAGCAGCAGCAGCAGCAACAGCAACGACAAUGUCGACAUCCGUAUCAGUCGCACACCCAGGGUCACUUUAAUUGCCAAGGUCAUCCAAAUAAUAAGAGGUGCAGUUAUUCAGGUGACAACGAGAGUCUUCCACGAAGCAAGGACCAAUGCUCUAGGCACGCCGAAAAACGGUGCAGCCCCGCGACCGCCUACGCUGCCCUCCAGGGUAGCGAGGACGAGCUCGUGGCCGAGCAGGGUCUCGAGGCGGAGAACAUCGCGUUGAAGACGCCCGGCAGCGAGACCGAGGACACAGGUCUCGAAGAUAACGGCGCGAACGCGGAGGAGCCGCCUUCACCCGCACGUCGUUUCACUUUCUUACGUCGCUUCCGCUCGCCGCGCUUCGGCGAGGCGCAUCACAAGCGGGUGCCGACACCCAUGAAGCGGAAAUACCGGCGCAAGAAGAGCAAGGAGGAUAUCAUUGAUGACAAUGACGUGGCCGGCGCCGAGGAGGAGCCGCCGAGUCCCGAUCAGACCGGCAUGCCCGAUCCUUACUAUCCGAUCUACCUGCCGAUCGAUCAGGCCUUCAAGGCCAAGUACGUGUUCCAUCAUAAGAGGGGCAAGACCUUUCAGGAGCGCCUCUACGUAUUCCUCGAACAUCCCGGCGGCUGGCUGUGUUUUGUCUACCAUAUCGCUGUGUUCAUGGUGGUAUUGGUGUGCCUCAUAUUUAGCGUUUUGUCAACGAUAGAUCAAUACAGUAACUUUGCAAACGAAACUCUGUUUUGGAUGGAAAUAUGUCUCGUGGUAUUCUUCGGAGUCGAAUAUCUCGUUCGAUUAUGGAGCGCAGGCUGCAGAUCGAAGUACAUGGGCUGCUGUGGACGACUGCGAUUCAUACGGAAACCGAUUUGUAUUAUAGAUUUAAUCGUCGUAGUAGCGUCCAUGGUAGUCCUGUCGGUAGGAAGCAACGGUCAGGUAUUCGCGACUUCUGCCAUCAGAGGCAUUCGGUUUUUGCAGAUUUUGCGAAUGCUUCAUGUCGACCGUCAAGGUGGCACGUGGCGGCUUCUUGGUUCGGUGGUUUUCAUACAUCGACAGGAGUUAAUUACAACACUGUACAUUGGAUUCCUAGGCCUUAUUUUUAGCAGUUAUUUCGUUUAUCUUGCCGAAAAAGAUGCAGUUGGACCCGACGGUAAAACGGACUUCUCGAGUUACGCCGAUGCGCUUUGGUGGGGAGUGAUUACAGUAACGACGAUAGGUUACGGUGAUACAGUCCCGCAAACAUGGAUGGGAAAAAUAGUGGCCUCGUGUUUUAGCGUAUUUGCCAUUUCUUUUUUUGCACUUCCAGCUGGUAUUCUCGGUUCCGGCUUCGCACUGAAAGUACAACAGAAGCAACGGCAAAAGCACUUCAAUCGGCAAAUACCAGCUGCCGCGAUGUUGAUACAGUGUCUGUGGAGGUGUUACGCUGCCGAUAAGGCCAUCAACAGUGUUGCUACGUGGAAUAUCUACAUCAAGGAUCCGGCACCGGCUGGCCAACCUUCGACGCCCUUGGGCAAGUCUCUGAUGAUCCAGGUGGCAAAAAAGGCGAGUGUGCUGAAGAGGCGGAAGUCGCGGAAUCGGAUGGACGUCCAGCAGCAGCAGCAGCAGCAGCAGCAACAACCGGCCUUGCCGCCCGUCACGAUAUCGGGCGGCAUAUCAGCCGGUGCCGGGACUGGCCAAAACGACAAUCAACGUCUCGAAAACGAAGGCGAUGUGGUUUUUUACAUGGAGGAACCUAAGGUGGGCACGCCGAACCGUGCCAGACGUGACAAUCGGGGAAGCCUCUUCACCUCGCAGACGAGUUCGGUGACGGAGGCGACCAGCGAUGAAAUUGACAUCGAUAUCGAAGAACCGCAGAGAGUAACCACGUUGACAGAGGCGCACCGGAACGCUAUUCGAGCGAUCAGGAAGAUCAAGUACUUCGUGGCUCGCAGAAAGUUUCAACAGGCUCGGAAACCAUACGACGUUCGUGACGUCAUCGAGCAGUAUAGCCAAGGUCAUCUAAACAUGAUGGUGCGGAUUAAGGAGUUGCAGAGGAGAUUGGAUCAGACCCUGGGUAAACCGGGGAGCUACCUGGCGGGAAUCGACCGGGCAGGCAACGUAAAACCCAUGACGAUUGGCGCGCGUUUAUACCGAGUGGAGCAGCAGCUAUCGGUGAUGGACAAGAAGCUGGAUCAGUUGGUGUAUGUAUUAAAUGCGGUAGCGCAGAAACAGCAGAUACCCCUGCGUAGUAUAGAGGACGACGUGUAACAGAGAGCCCCCGGCGAACUCGUGCAAACAGUUUUACGACCCGCGUUCCCACGGAUUCUACCUCGCGUUACCAUAACUACAGUGACGCCAAAUAUGUUCAGCGAGGGUUCUUAACGUGAGAGAUGGCACGCGUCCGAUAGUGCUGUCCCGAGCAUGCCCGGAAAGUACAAAUAUUAUUGCGCGUGCUAUUCGAUUCCAUUCGAUUCUCGAGAGACUGCAAUCUCGGAAGACGCUGGAAAUCGCGGCGUCGAAGCAGAUCGCUAUUGGUAUUGGCAACUUCGGCGAUCUUUGUAAUUCCAUGUGUAGCUGCACAGAGAUCCAAUCUACAUCCUCGAUCUUGGAAUAAUUACAAUCGAUGGAAUUACGAUCGUCGCCAUCACUGCCAUUGCCAUCGUGUGUCUCUCAUUAGCGGGAGAAAUGAUAUCUCCUUCAGAGGAGACGUUGUUGACUCGAGGCGUUGUCUUCAACGUUGUCCUUAAGCGUAAACGCAAACGACGAAGUCAAACGCACAGGAUGGAUAAUCGAAUCAACGAUAAAUGAAUCAGACGCGGAGCCAAGCCAUAGAAACCGUAGUUCGCGGUUGCUGUACGCGCAAAAUGAUAUUUCGUUGAACGGGGACGAAAGUAUCAAAGGAAGAGCGCGAAGAACGCUCCUACAUUAUUCAUUGACGGCGCGAAGAUUAAUGUUGUCGUCAGGAAGAAAAAAAAAA